Molecule: messenger RNA, 396 nt
Organism: Lingula anatina
Lineage: Eukaryota; Metazoa; Brachiopoda; Lingulata; Lingulida; Lingulidae
Product: putative glycine-rich cell wall structural protein 1
Source: RefSeq, a predicted model, not a curated record
AUGUUUAAGGCACUGCUUGUCCUCGGUGUGGCUAUUGCCCCGCUUAUUGCUGCGCCACUUGGUGACAAUAACGUUAGUGCUGGAGGCGGUGGAGGCGGAGGAGGAGGGGGCGGAGGAAAAGGCGGUUCUGGAUUCGGAUACGGUGCCGGUUACGGCAGAGGUUAUGCUGUUAGUCGAGGAGGUACCGUUGUUGCCGGCGGCGGAGGAGGAGGCGGAGGAGGAGGCGGAGGUGCCAAUGGCGGAUUUGGCGGCGGCUACGGUUCUGGUCAAGGCGGAGGGCAAGUUGUUCACCCGGAGGCGUUGCUGCUGGCGGCGGCGGUGGAGGCGGCGGCGGAGGAGGAGGUGACGAAGGCGGUUCUGGUUUUGGCUUCGGUGCAGGUUUCGGCAGUGGAGUAG